AUGUUAGAAGCUUCCAAAGAACAAAUGACACCGGGGUCAGUGAGCCCGCCUGAUGAGAAGGUCCUGGCGUACGAAGCUCAGCCGGACUGGACUCCACAAGAAGAGGCAAAGGCAAAGCGGAAGCUCGACUUGCACGUCGUCUCCGUCCUGACCCUUGGUUUCUUCUGCCUCCAGCUCGAUAGGGGGAACAUUGCCAACGCUAUCACGGACAACUUCAUGGAAGACGUCGGCAUCGACCAGAACCAGUUCAAUGUCGGCCAGCAGCUACUCUCACUGGGCAUUGUGCUCUUCGAAAUCCCAUCCAACAUGAUUCUAUAUCGCGUUGGGCCGGGCAAGUGGCUGACCUUGCAGCUAUUCCUGUUCGGUAUACUACUAGCAUACGGCAUCCUUUAUAUGCGUGGUGUUGGCGGGAAACCUGGAUGGUUCUGGCUCUUUGCCCUGAUGGGCAUUUUCACGAUCCUCGUCGGCUGUCUGUUCGGCUUUGUCUUUCCCGAUUCGUUCAAAAAGCCAUACUGCCCGUUUGCCCCUGGCCGCCAAGUCUUCACCGACCGGGAGCUAUACAUCCUGAACACCCGUGUGAUCCUGGACGACCCAUUGAAAGGUCACAAAAAGAAGCACAUUGACCGAGCGGCGUUCAAGAAAGCUUUCACCGAUUGGAGAAUAAUUGUGCAUGUGGCAAUCACAAUUCUGAACAAUGGUCCCCAGCGAGGGUUUGACACGUACUCGCCAUCUAUCAUCAGGAGCUUUGGCUUUGAGGGCCUAACGAGUAACGCCUUGGCGUCUGUCGGCCUAUUUCUUCAGAUACCCGUCUCGUUCUCCUUCAGCUACGUCUCAGAUCACUUCAACAAACGAGGUCCGACUGUGAUUGCUGGCGUGGGAUGCCAUCUCCUCGGCUAUGUCAUGAACAGAAUAUUCACCGAGAUGCCGGCGAACAUGAGGGGUGUCAAGUACUUUGGCGUCAUCUGGACGCAAAUGUAUGGGACUUUCCCUCAGCCACUGAAUGUGGCCUGGGUGUCAGUCACUUGUCACGAUUCAGAGGUUCGGGCUUUAGCUAUGGCCAUCAUGGUUAUGGCUGGUAACAUUGCCGGCAUUUACGGUGCACAGAUUUUCCGUGAGGAGGAUAACCCUCUCUAUCGCCGCGGCUUUAACAUUGGGAUCGCAAUUCUCGCCACAUCUUUCUGCUUGGCGAUCGUUCGGUAUAUCGAUAGCAAGUUCUUGAUUCGGCGCCAGAAGCGACAGGAUACUGCUGAUCAAGAGACCAUUGAAGCCGCCAAUUCAUCAGGCUAA
Molecule: messenger RNA, 1287 nt
Organism: Diaporthe batatas
Lineage: Eukaryota; Fungi; Ascomycota; Sordariomycetes; Diaporthales; Diaporthaceae
Exons: 6
Coding region: 1-1287 (428 amino acids)
Biological process (GO): transmembrane transport
Cellular component (GO): membrane
Molecular function (GO): transmembrane transporter activity
Source: RefSeq, a predicted model, not a curated record